Nymphaea colorata (pocket water lily) is the source of this 848-nucleotide messenger RNA. RefSeq names its product peroxisomal membrane protein 11-4. Lineage: Eukaryota; Viridiplantae; Streptophyta; Magnoliopsida; Nymphaeales; Nymphaeaceae. The record is from RefSeq and is a predicted model, not a curated record. Gene Ontology annotation, cellular component: peroxisomal membrane. Bases 86 to 784 code for a protein of 232 amino acids. The transcript has a single exon. Gene Ontology annotation, biological process: regulation of peroxisome size; peroxisome fission.
GUUACAAGAAUUCGCUUUCUCUAUCCAUCUACAUUCUAAGUUCACAUACACGCCUCUCAGUUCAGGAACUCCACAUUCCGCCUCCAUGGAUGACACAGUAGACAAGCUGGUCGUCUUCUUGGCGAAGCGAGAUGGCAUAGACAAGCUGGUCAAGACCUUCCAGUAUGUCUCCAAGCUUGUCCACUGGCACGCAGAAGCCGUCCACCCAAACAUAGCCCAGAGAGCCAAGCAAUGGGAGCUUGCCUCCGGGCUCAGCCGCAAGGCAUUCCGAACUGGCCGCUUCCUCACCGGCUUCAAUGCUCUCCGACGAAAUCCCGGCGCUACCCACAGUUUCCGGUUGCUUGCUGUCUUCGCCAACGCCGGUGAGAUGGUCUACUUCUUCUUUGAUCAUCUGCUAUGGCUGGCCAGAGUAGGCGUUCUGGACCCUGGUAUUGCCAGGAGGAUGAGCUUCAUAUCGGCAUUUGGGGAGUCAGUAGGAUACGUCUUCUUCAUCAUCUCGGACUUCAUCAUGAUCAGAAAUGGCCUAAUUGCGCAAAAGAAGCUCCUCCAGGCACACACGUCCGGCGCCGAUCCGGCACCGGCGGACAAGGAGGUGAAGGAGAAACUGAGGAAGAUAUGGGGUGAUAGGAUAAUGAGGUUGAUGGCUGUGGCAGCCAAUCUUGCUGAUUUAGUCAUAGCGUUGGCUGAUAUAGAGCCCAAUCCUUUAUGUAACCAUGCAGUGACGUUGGGCAUAAGUGGGCUGGUUUCUGCUUGGGCUGGAUGGUACAGAAACUGGCCAUCUUGAGGCUUCCUCUCAUAAUCCUAUUAUUACAAAGUUAUGAUAGCCUAAACAAAUCAUUUUGGUCUCA